This is a messenger RNA of Phytomonas sp. EM1, 3946 nucleotides long. Lineage: Eukaryota; Euglenozoa; Kinetoplastea; Trypanosomatida; Trypanosomatidae. The record is from the annotation of a GenBank genome assembly.
UACUAGUUUAAUUCAAAAAUAUUUAGAUUCAAUGUAAAAAUAGCUGCUUCGAUAAACGAAUAUUAUGCUUCUAAAAUGCAUCUUGCUUUGUGUGCCAGUUUCAGAACGCUUGACUUUUUCCUUCUCCUGUAGGACUAGCAACCAACUCAUGAAAACACGUUUGAGGCAGCUCUGAAGAAUUGAUAUUAGCAGUACAAGAUUUAUGUAGAGUGUCUGUUCAACAAUAGUGUCUACUGAUCUCAGGAUGAUGCAUGUAGACGGUAUUAGAACCUCCAGGUACGUUAAAAAAAAUUUAUUACUGCAUAACUCAAAAGUUCAAAAAUACAAUUAACAAAACUAGACUUGGCUAGAGACUCAUGAAAGAGAUCACCGUCUUCACAAAAAAAAAAAAUUGUGGUCGGAAACAACAGAAUAUUUUUUUCCUCUCAUAGACUUAAAUCAAAGCUACUCGAGACCAAAGUUCUUCUCUCAAAACUUUUCAUCUGCUUUUACAUCAUCUUUCGUUUACAUGAUAGUGAUGUAUUUCACUGGCAAAGGAUUAGAGACUCAAGUUGCUGACGCGUAUCUUAAAGGGAGACUUCAAUAAUACAAAAGGCACUUUUUCAUAUCAACGAUUUUUUACCUUACAAUCUUCAUUUAGUUUCCUUGGUCACAUAUACAAAGACGAACUUUCAAACCCCAAUAGAUGGAAGAAUAUAUAAAUCUAGGCUUGAUUGGUGAGGGUUCGUUCGGCAGGGUCUACAAAGCUCGAAUAAAGGGCAGUGGCCAAAUUGUUGCAAUGAAGCUUAUAGGAAAGAAAGGAAAAAACGAAAAAGAGCUUCGAAAUCUGAAAUGUGAAAUUGAAAUUCUCACCAAACUAAAGCAUGAUCACAUCAUCACUCUAUAUGAUGCAUUUGAAACGAAGGACAACCUUGUAGUGAUAAUGGAGUACGCGGUAGGUGAGCUUUAUGGUGUUCUAGAGACAGAUAAGCGACUUCCUGAAUACCUUGUGCAACGUAUUGCAAAGCAGUUAGUUCAAGCGCUGCAUUAUCUUCACAGCAACCGUAUCAUCCACCGUGACAUCAAACCUCAAAAUAUCUUAUUAGGCAACAAUGGCAUUGUGAAGCUUGCAGAUUUUGGGUUCGCACGAUCGAUGAGUUUCAAUACUAUUGUACUAACAAGCGUGAAGGGGACACCUCUUUAUAUGGCUCCCGAACUUAUUCAAGAGCAACCAUAUGAUCAUAAAGCAGAUUUGUGGUCAUUAGGAUGCAUUCUAUAUGAAUUAUACUAUGGUAAACCUCCAUUCAACACAAAUAGCCUCUACACCCUUAUUAACCAAAUUACCAAGAGUGCUGUAAAUUUUGAUGAGCCCAUUUCAUCGAACUUCAAAAGUUUCUUGGAAGGACUCUUGAUUAAACAGCCCUCUGCUCGAUUGAGUUGGCCUUGUUUGCUAACUCACACUUUUGUUUCCCUAACAGAUGCGGAUUAUGAAUGGAUAAGUAUUACAAAAGAAUCUGAUACUAGAAUGAAGAAUAGGAUAAUACAGUUGGGUUGUAUGAAGCUUUAUCAUGUUACUGAUAAGGUUUGUGGAAACAUGAAUGAGGUUGAUAUCAACGGACGACCUUUUUCCUCUGAAGAGGAUAGCAUAUUUAAUUCGUCCUCUCUAAUCCAAUUACAGUCGGAGGACAAAAGCGUAAUAAGAAGCUUGCUUGUGAAAAUGAUUUCAGCCAUGGGAAGCGUUGAAAGUGCUCUCGAGAAUAAGAAGGAAGAUAAAAUAACCCUAACAGCCAUCAUAACUUGGGCAAUAAAGUUGCUUUCCUCAGCACAAGACAAAGGUAUUUUGGAACUUACUAUUAAAUUUAUUUCGGUCCUUGUCUUCCCUGAAGAUGGUGAUGUUCUUCCUUUUCCAUCCGUUCCUGCGUUUCAGCCAGUUCUGGCUCUUCUAAAGCAACGUCACGAGCAACCACGCAUAGGUACACUUCUUCGCGAAAGUGUAGCAAUGGAAUUGAUACAGAAUCCAAGGUCGCUGGCUUUGAUUAUGAAUGAAGUCAUAACUAAUGCCAACUCUUCUCGUUUCCUCUGCAUUAAAAUAUUGCUUCAAUGCACUCGAUGGGGGAGUAGCUUUGGGUCGUUAUUUGUGCAGUUGAAAGAAUUUCCUAGUUUUUGGGAUUUUAUUUUUCACUGGCUCUUGGAUACCAAUGAGAUAUGUGAUAAUAUCUACUAUGAAAAUGCUGCUUUAAUGCUUCAUUUUGUUCGAAUCGCAAUACCCCAUAUUAAACUUGUGGCAUCCCGCUACAUGAACCACUCCAGGGUUGUCUUACUGGCAAAUCGAGAGCUUUGUGCUAUUUGCAGCUAUAGACAUACAGAUUUUUCCAAAGUAGAGUCUAACGCGAUGCAACUCAACUAUUAUACAGCUUCUGUGCUGUUCGUCGCAUUCGCCUAUCGUGAGCUUAACUAUUUUCCAGUGUUUAUGGCAGGUGAUACUCUUGUUAGCGGAUUUCGUGCUAUUGUAGAUGGAAUAAGCCGUUUAAAUUCAAAAUCAAACACUUUCAGGAUUUUAGGCAGCGGCUACGGGUAUCCAGAGCAUGGUAUGUUAGACGGAGUUGUCCACAUGCUUUCUCUUAUUCUUUCGAUUUCAAAAUCGAUUUUAUGUGAGAAAAUCCCUGAGAACAACGUGCAGUUGUUCCUGGAUACAUACCGGAGGGAAUUCGUGAAUCUUAUUUUUACCUUUCUAGGGAAUAGUGACGCACAAAGCGAAUUAUCGAUAAGUGGGGUUCAGGUGGCCUUGAGGGCGUUACAACAGAUACUAUUGUUCGAGUCUAUGAAGAGUUUAGAUUUUUUUUUAGAUCCGCUGUCCUCACAUUCUGGCAAUAAGGGUAUUCCUAUUCACCCUUUAUCUGUUAUUUGCAGACAACUGCAAACAGAGUACCUUCAACAAAUAUUCUUAUGGCCCGAGAGCCACGGAGGAGGUUCACUUGGUGUAAGCUUGCAUCUUACCGUUGUUGCCCAGAUUUUGAAUUAUAUCCUGCAUCCCGUGGGUUCUGAUUCAAAAAUCAAUUCAAAGAUCAUUUCUGUUAUUCAAAAGGUAGCAUGUGAAGAUGGACUAGUGGAAAUGUUAGUGAGGUCUUUGGACUAUGCUGAGAUCGCCUUUUGGGGCCCCUCCUUUACUUUAAUCACCAAGCUUACGGAGAUUUCUGACGAUUUUGCAAAAGCCUUUGUUGACAGCGGGGGCCUGAAGCCAAAGCUAAUCAAGCACGCUCUUGACAAUGAGAAAGCAAAUACUGGCCUUAUUUUAGACGCCUUGCGUGUUUUGUCGCAGCUUGCUCGGUUAUCGGAAGAAUUUUAUCUCCCCAUUCAUUCAGCGAACCUAUACGGUAACUUGUCCAUCCUUAUCCGCCAUCACAAACGUGAAAUUCGCCGCAAGAUAUACACAUUAAUUGGUAACCUAUGCAAGCAUUCAAAUUAUUUUUAUGUGCACUUGGACCAGAAUCAACUGAUAGAACCACUAGUAGAAUGCUGCAGUAACUGCAACUCCUCAUCAAUUAAGUUUGCACUGUUUGCAGUCGGGAAUGCUGCGUAUCAUAGUGAUUAUUUCUAUGAGCAACUCAAGCCUUCUAUUCCUAGUUUAAUUCAACUUUUAUCAAGCUCCGACAGUAAAACAAUACAGAACACGGCAGGUGUCCUUUGCAAUUUGGUUCGGAAUGGAAAUCAACUGCUCGGAGAUUUGAUGAAGCAUCAUGCGGCUGAAGAACUAUUUAGAAUAUUUAAGGACGGCCCUUUAGAUUGUAAAAAGGUAGUAGCUUCAGCAAUAAGCAUGUUUUGCCAGCAUGAUGUUUUUAAAAAUCUAUUCAUUACCCUAGGCUUGAAGGAUCUUAUAAAUGAGAUGUCACAACUGCAGGAUAUGUCGGAUCCAUUUACGGAUAGAUACAUGGACCGUAUAAAGCAUCGUUUGAAUAUAAGCUACUAA